Molecule: messenger RNA, 4638 nt
Organism: Orcinus orca (killer whale)
Lineage: Eukaryota; Metazoa; Chordata; Mammalia; Artiodactyla; Delphinidae
Gene: FERMT1
Product: FERM domain containing kindlin 1
Exons: 15
Coding region: 355-2388 (677 amino acids)
Biological process (GO): cell-matrix adhesion; integrin-mediated signaling pathway
Cellular component (GO): focal adhesion
Molecular function (GO): integrin binding
Source: RefSeq, a predicted model, not a curated record
CUCCCCGCCCUCUCGCCGCGCGGUAGCCGGGCGACCACCCUUUGCCCGUGAAGUCUGCGGAGCGCCUCCUCCUCGGGCAGCGGGACCUGGCAGGCGGGGGCUGGGCGUGCAGCCGCCUGCCGCUGUGCUGGCCGGCCUUGCCCCGGGGGCCGCGCGGGGCGGAGACUGGGCGGCGGGGGCGGGUGCCUGUCUAGGUGGCAGGUCCGCGCGCAGCCCUCGCCAGCCGAACCUCGCGGAGCAGCUGCCGCCACCGCGCGCCCCUGGCUCGGCCGCAGUGGCCUCUGGCCGGGUCUCCAGGGGGCAGCGACAACGCACGCUGCAGGCUCCGGAAAGGAGACACCUGCAUUUGCCACAAUGCUCUCAUCCAGUGACUUUGCGUCUGCUUCUUGGGAGCUCGUGAUCCAAGUUGACCAUCCAAAUGAAGAGGAGCAGAAGGAUAUCACACUGAGAGUGUCUGGAGACCUGCACAUUGGGGGAGUGAUGCUCAAGCUAGUGGACCAGAUCAACAUAGCCCAGGACUGGUCAGACUUUGCCCUUUGGUGGGAACAAAAGCACUGCUGGCUUCUGAAAACGCACUGGACCCUGGACAAAUGUGGGGUCCAGGCAGAUGCAAAGCUUCUCUUCACCCCUCAGCAUAAAAUGCUUCGCCUCCGCCUGCCCAACGUGAAGACAGUGCGACUGCGAGUCAGCUUCUCAGCCGUGGUCUUCAGAGCGGUCAGCGACAUCUGCAGAGCCCUGAAUAUUAGAAGGGCAGAAGAAGUUUCCUUGUUAAAGCCUUCUGGUGAAUAUUUUAAAAAGAAAAAAAGAAAAGAAAAAAAUAAUAAGGAGCCCAUAAUUGAAGAUAUUUUAAGCCUGGAGUGUUCUCCAACAAAUUCGGGUCCACCAGUAAGUCCUGGCUUAUACAGUAGAACCAUGACCCCCACAUAUGACCCCAUCAACGGAACGCCAGCGUCAUCCACAAUGACUUGGUUCAGUGACAGCCCUUUGACUGAACAAAACUGCAGUAUCCUCGCAUUCAGCCAGCCCCCUCAGUCACCAGAAGCUCUUGCUGACAUGUACCAGCCUCGGUCUCUGGUUGACAAAGCCAAGCUUAACGCAGGUUGGCUAGACUCCUCACGUUCCCUUAUGGAGCAAGGCAUCCAGGAGGAUGAGCAGCUGCUGUUACGAUUCAAAUACUACACUUUCUUUGACUUGAAUCCCAAAUACGAUGCUGUCCGAAUAAACCAACUUUAUGAACAAGCCAGGUGGGCCAUUCUCUUAGAAGAAAUUGACUGCACGGAGGAAGAAAUGUUGAUCUUUGCAGCACUACAGUAUCACAUUAGCAAACUGUCGUUGUCUACUGAAAUACAGGAUUUUACAAAUGAGUCUGAGGUCGACGAAGUAGAAGCAGCACUUUCUAAUUUGGAAGUGACCCUGGAAGGUGGAAAAGCAGACAACACUUUGGAGGACAUUACUGAUAUCCCUAAACUUGCAGAUAAUCUCAGAUUAUUUAGGCCCAAGAAGCUAAUAUUAAAAGCUUUCAAACAAUAUUGGUUCGUCUUUAAAGACACGUCUAUAGCCUACUUUAAAAAUAAGGAACUUGAACAAGGAGAACCAGUAGAAAAACUAAAUCUUAGAGGCUGUGAAGUUGUGCCAGAUGUAAAUGUAGCAGGGAGAAAAUUUGGAAUCAAGUUACUAAUCCCGGUUGCUGAUGGUAUGAAUGAAGUAUAUCUGAGAUGUGACCACGAGAGUCAGUAUGCCCAGUGGAUGGCUGCCUGCAUCUUGGCAUCAAAGGGCAAAACCAUGGCGGACAGCUCCUACCAGCCAGAGGUCCUUAACAUCCUUUCAUUUCUGAGGAUGAAAAACCGGAACUCAGCAUCUCAGGUGGCUUCCGGUCUUGAAAACAUGGAUAUGAACCCGGAAUGUUUUGUGUCACCUAGGUGUGCAAAAAAGCACAAGUCUAAACAGCUGGCAGCCCGCAUCCUGGAAGCCCAUCAGAACGUGGCCCAGAUGCCCCUGGUCGAAGCCAAGCUGCAGUUCAUUCAGGCAUGGCAGUCUCUACCUGAAUUCGGCCUCACCUACUACCUUGUCAGAUUUAAAGGAAGCAAGAAAGAUGACAUCCUGGGAGUUUCAUAUAAUAGAUUGAUUAGAAUCGAUGCAGCUACUGGGAUUCCAAUUACAACAUGGAGAUUUACAAAUAUGAAACAGUGGAAUGUAAACUGGGAAAUCCGGCAGGUGGCGAUCGAAUUUGACCAGAACGUCUCCAUCGCAUUCACCUGCCUGAGCGCGGAUUGCAAAGUCGUGCAUGAGUACAUCGGGGGCUACAUUUUCCUGUCCACCCGCUCCAAGGACCAGAAUGAAACUCUCGACGAGGACCUGUUCCACAAGUUGACCGGUGGCCAGGAGUGAACAAAGCAGGCCUGCUGGACCUACACAGAGGGCAGUCCUACCCGGACGUUGGGUCAACAGCCUGCACCAUGUGUACAUUCCAGGCUGACAGCAUAUAUUCACCACCGGACACCCAGACCCUUGCCUCAUUUCCAGCACCCUGCCUAGCACAUCCCUCUCCUCACUCUGCCCUCUGCUACCCGCUGUGGAAGGGGCCUCAGUUAACCUCUUCUGUAAUGCGGGGCAGGAGAGAGGACACUGCUCGGCAUUACUCCAAGGCUCCAUGUGUAGCUAUGACCUGCAGAACCUGCAAGUGCAUGGCUAGAAGCUGUCCGUAUGCUUAUCUGCUUGUUUGCUAAGUCAAAGGAAAGACAGGUUAAAAGCACAUGUAGCAAGGACAAAUCUUAUUCCCCAAACUCAGGUAUGAAAAGAAAUGUCUUUCCUUAACAGAAGUGCCUUUAACUACCAUCUUGUGAAAAUGGCAGAGGGAGCCCCCGCAUACACUUUUGUCCCAUAGGUCAAAGUCUGGGGGUGAAGGUCUGGGGAAAGGUGGAGUUACCUGGUACCAGUUGGUGACAAGGGGUCAGAGUAGUGGCCCUCAGUGUCAUCAGUCCCGAGUGACAUCUGCCAAGGUGACCAUUGACCCAUCUGGUCUUGGACAUCGGUUACUGCCCCACCUGCAAGUCCCAUUCCAUUCCUGGGGAGCCUUCAGCCACAAUUAAAGGGGAUCCCUUAAGUCCUUCUAAAGACACAGUGACACAAGGGUUCAUGGAAACCCAUUUCUCAAACCCACUCCAUGUCUCAACAGCUUCUACUCUGGGUUGAGGCUCAGGAAGAUGGGCUUAGUUCUCUCUUCAUAAAAACCACCUCCCAGCAUCAAGGUUUCCAGUGAGGUCUCCAUCCCAACCAGUCAGGGAGAGAAGAACAGGACACAGGGCAGCCCCGUACCCAAAGACCACCAACUUAAGGGCUCUCAGCUUCCCCAGGGGCUUCUGUCUACUUAGGGCCUUUGGCUGGUCUGUGCGGUAGGGAAACCUUGCUCUUAUCACUACCCAGUGUUCUGGAUUUGUGUCUUGUUUAUAUGACUCACAGCCUUUCCCCUGAAGGCCUUUGGCUUUGUAAAUCAAAAGCAGAUAAUGGACUUCUUUUUUCCUCUACUUUUUGCUCUGCUGUCUGUGCCUUGAGACAUGAAUGUGGGCCAGUUAACAGCUGCCUCAAUUGUCAUUUUCUGUUUUGGUUCAUCAGUGUUGGGAGGAUUGAGUUUUAAGAAGGUAAAAGGCAGUACUGGGGUUAGAGGGAAAUAUCAGAUGUAUUUUAGUAUGUUUUUAUAAAUAUUCUUCUGUCACACAAAGGAUGUGGGUUGCAAGGGUAAGGCUGAGACUCUGUUUCCAUUUUGAAGUUCUUUUAGGAUGCAAACCUCAGGGGGCCUGGCUGGACUUCAGAUGCCCAAAAACAUUGGCUGUUGCUUUAUUUUCUAACAAAAGUGUUUGGGAAGAGAGAUCUCUGCAAUUCUGGGGGCCACCUCGAGACAGCCUUGGCUGGGGACCCUUGGGCCCUGAGCCAGAAGCUGUCACUGGAAAUUCCUCUUUCAGCCUCUCCUUAGAGGUGAAUGUUAUUGAAGAAUCUUCAGGCAACUGAACUUCUGAGGCCUAGCUUAAAGCCUGGAUGUGGCUUGGGCACUUGGAAAAUCUGGUCCAUGUCAAAAAGAACUGAGUUUGAAACGUUUUGUACAGAAACCAGUGCCAAGUGAACUGCGUUGAACUUGGUGGUCAUUUCUCCAUAGUCCUGGGCUCCAUUAUUUUAGAGCCUAGCUGGGCCCAACAUUAAAGUAAGCUCCUUGAUGUCACAGUUUCCCUGUCUGCUGUCAAACGCAGCUCUGCCUAAUUUACCAAAGCUAAACCUUUGGUUCAACCUUCUGCCUUAGCUUUUCCUGGUUGUCUGACAUUUCCAUGAAAACACUCAGAAGAGCUGACCAGUUUAACCAGACUUUCAGGGGAGCAUUUCUUCCACAACUCCACAGUCACAUCCCAGAGGAAUAAACAAGCAUGGCAGGAAAACCUUAAACACUGCUAUUCCAAAGAGCAACUUAAGGACUUUUUUUUACAUUGGGUGCAAAGGUCACCUGACUUCCUAUGAUGAAAUUUGAAAUGAAUGUGUGCCUUUCAACCCUGUUUGAUUUCUUAUCUACAGUACAUGGGGAAUUCUGCAUUUUUUUGUCUGUUAUUUUAUAUGACUUUUUAAAUUAAAAGGUUUAUAUGGAUUUGAAUAUGG